Messenger RNA from Panicum hallii, 877 nucleotides. Its product is annotated as probable serine/threonine-protein kinase PBL26. The transcript has a single exon. Lineage: Eukaryota; Viridiplantae; Streptophyta; Magnoliopsida; Poales; Poaceae. The record is from RefSeq and is a predicted model, not a curated record. The coding region runs from base 354 to 701 and encodes 115 amino acids.
UGCGCGCCGGCCGCCUCGGCCCGAUCUGGGGCGCCACCUCGGGCGCCAGAUCCCGCCACCCCCGCGCCUAGCGGUUCCGGCGCCGGACGCCAACUUGGCGCCCCAGAAGCGGUCCCAGCGCGGUGGCGGUGGUGGUGGUGGCGCCGCCGCGGGGGACUCCGGGGACGCGGUCAUGGCGCGGUGGCUGCUGUCCAUGGGCUACAGGCCUACAGCACCUCGCGGCGUCCUCGGCCGCGGGUGGGGUCGGGGCAGGGGGCCUCCGCACGGCGGCCUCGCACAUCCUUCUCGACGAGAACCUCACGCCCAAGCUCUCCGACUUCGGCCUCGCGCAGCUCGGCCAGACGGGCGGUAACAUGCCGGUGGCCUCGUCCAUGAUGGGCUCCUUCGGCUGCUGCCCGUCGGAGUACGACCGGAGCGGGCAGGCCACCAUGAAGUCCGACGUGUACAGCUUCGGGGUGGUGCUCGUGCAGCUCAUCUCCGGGAGGAGGGCCGUCGACACCAGCAAGCCUGUGACCGAGCAGAACGUGGUCACCUGGGUAAGGGAACUAUACGCACUUCGAUCUCUUGGCAUGAUACAGAUUCUCUAUGAUGCGGUAGCAGUUACUGAAAUUUUAGUUAAGAGGGGUCAUGUAAAGAACAGGUUCCAAAUCACGAUCAACCUUGUUGAAUGUUUUGUUCGAUUAAAUUUCUACCGUUACUAGUAGCUUAGGGUCCUUCAAAACAGGUCGAUGACCCUGAUAGGAGUGACUUUGACGGGCUUCUAUCAGGGUCCAAUCAAAACUGGGAUACAAACCUUUCGUUCCAGUCUAAUAAAGUCCACACACGCACUUGGACUGAGUAUUUUUCCAAGUCCAAACAGGCUGCUGCUUUCUGAAAG